Annulohypoxylon truncatum is the source of this 1874-nucleotide messenger RNA. RefSeq names its product general substrate transporter. NCBI's taxonomy places the organism in Eukaryota, Fungi, Ascomycota, Sordariomycetes, Xylariales, Hypoxylaceae. Gene Ontology annotation, biological process: carbohydrate transport; transmembrane transport. Gene Ontology annotation, cellular component: membrane. The transcript has 3 exons. The record is from RefSeq and is a predicted model, not a curated record. The coding region runs from base 135 to 1760 and encodes 541 amino acids. Gene Ontology annotation, molecular function: carbohydrate:proton symporter activity.
CUCCCGCAAUCUUUAUUCUUCCCCCUUCCUAUCUACCCCGUCCUUUUCUCCCCCUUCAGCAGGCCUUCCCCAUACUGCCCAUAUCCGGUUGAAAAUUCUCCUGAGCGCGACUUAGACGGCUGGACUACGACAAUAUGGGGCACACAGACGACGCCAAUGGCGCGCCCACGUAUUGGGGCACGUCCGGAAAGAAGUUGCAGCAUCUGAUCACGGCGGUAGCGACGACGGACUUCUUGUUGUUCGGCUACGAUCAAGGUGUUAUGUCCGGCAUCAUCUCCGCCCCGGCCUUCGUUUCAGAUUUCCCCGAGGUCGACGGUGACAGCACGUAUGAAGGCUUCGUAGUCUCUAUAUACGCCGUAGGCUGCUUCCUCGGAGCCAGCUUUAUCCUCUCUUUCGGCGACCAUCUCGGUCGCCGCCGGUCUAUCUUCCUUGGUGCUACUAUCAUGAUUAUCGGUGUCAUCAUCCAGAUCUGUUCUCAGCCGACCGGUGCAGGUGGAGGUCCGACAGCGCAGUUUAUCAUAGGACGUUGUAUAACGGGAAUAGGAAACGGUAUCAAUACGUCGACGGUGCCAACUUAUCAAGCAGAAUGCAGUCAUUCACACAAUCGCGGUAAACUCAUCUGCAUCGAAGGCGGCAACGUUGCUAUCGGAACUUUGAUCGCGUACUGGAUCGACUAUGGGUGCACGUACGGCCCGCACGCUUUCGUCUGGCGUUUCCCGAUCGCUUUCCAGUGCGUCUUUGCUCUCGUCGUCCUCGGUCUCAUGACUCAGCUGCCCGAAUCUCCUCGUUGGCUAUUGAGCAAGGACCGCAACGAGGAGGCGUCUACGGUACUGGCAGCUCUUAACGGAACGCGCCGCGACGAUCCCACCGUCCAGACCCAGCAGGCUGUUAUCGUUGACGCUAUCCGCGCGUCUGGUCACAAGGGCGGUGUGACGUCCAUGUCGGACCUGUUUACCAACGGCCCUACGCAGCACUUCCGCCGUCUGUUGCUGGGUGCCUCGUCUCAGACGAUGCAGCAGCUGAGUGGUUGCAACGCCGUUAUCUACUACUUCCCCAUUCUAUUCCAGACUUCGAUCGGCACCUCGCACAACUUGGCUCUGCUGUUGGGAGGCGUGAACAUGGUUGUGUAUUCCAUCUUCGCUACGACCUCGUGGUUUGCCGUUGAGCGGAUCGGGCGCAGAAAGCUGUACCUCAUCGGCACCGUUGGACAGUGCUUGUCUAUGGUUCUUACUUUCGGUGCUUUGAUUCCCGGAACUGAGGAGGCGGCCAAAGGUGCUGCUGUUGGUCUUUUCACUUACAUCGCCUUCUUCGGCGCGACCUGGCUGCCGCUACCGUGGCUGUACCCGGCCGAGAUCAACCCGCUCAAGACGCGAGCCAAGGCCAACGCUACUUCGACCGUGUCCAACUGGCUGUGGAACUUCUUCAUCGUCAUGAUCACGCCCGUGCUACUGGCCAACACCGGGAAGAGCGGCUGGGGAACGUACCUGUUUUUCGCUAUCCUUAAUGCCAUGUUCUUCCCCGUCAUCUACUUCCUCUAUCCCGAAACCGCGGGCCGUACUCUGGAAGAAAUCGACGUCAUCUUCGCAAAGGGCCACUCCGAGAAGAUAAGCUACGUUAAGGCCGCUCAGGAGCUGCCCCGUCUUACCGAUGCCGAAGUCCGGGAGAAGGCUCGCGAAUACGGUUUCUCGGACGAGGAGGCUACGGUUGACACGCUCGAGAAAGCCGAGGUCUUCAUGUCGACGCCGCCUUCUACUGAUUAAGGGGGUUUUUACGUGGCGGUACGAUUGCGAGAGACAAAGAUGUGAUGGAUUAAUGAUCGUCAUUUUUUAUAUCGGUUACGUUGGUUACGCUCAACUUUCUUAGGGGUUGGGCUU